Molecule: messenger RNA, 10433 nt
Organism: Eriocheir sinensis (Chinese mitten crab)
Lineage: Eukaryota; Metazoa; Arthropoda; Malacostraca; Decapoda; Varunidae
Product: protein alan shepard-like
Exons: 10
Coding region: 446-2170 (574 amino acids)
Cellular component (GO): ribonucleoprotein complex; cytosol; nucleus
Molecular function (GO): mRNA 3'-UTR binding; poly(U) RNA binding; poly(A) binding
Source: RefSeq, a predicted model, not a curated record
AGGCCACGUGACGGUGACGUCAGUGCGCGGGAGUCCUGGGCGGGCGCGGCCCUCAGUGCCUGGGAGGCAGCCGCGUGCGCUGCAUCUUGCUGCCGAGUGAGGGAGGAGCCACCAUGAGCGGGUGCGCCAGGCGGGCGUAGCGGUGGCCACCACCUCCUGCAGUAGCACAGUGCUCGGGGCAGCCCCACGGGGCAUGAGGCAGGGGCGGCAGCGGCGUGUCACCCCCACGGAGUGUUGAGGCGCGUCCCCGCCCGGUGCAGCAGGCACAGCGGCCGGCCCGGUGCCAGGGUGGCCUGUGAUGAGCCAAUGGUUAGGGCGAGCCACCAGUGCUAGUGUUUAGUGGUAGUGCAGAGUGCUGGCGCCGGCCCCGGCCUCAUGUGAGACACCCGCAGCCCGGCCUACUGCUGUGUCGCCGCGGGUGCCACGCCCCCGGCAGGAGGCCACCAUGGCCACGCGCCACCAACCCCCGCACCACUACGGCCCCGCCAAGAAGCCCUUCACCAAGCUGACGGCAAGCAACGGUCCACGCCCCACGUUUCCUCAGGGGCACGCGGGGGGCGGUCCGCCUGGCAAAGGGGGACGACCCCCGUCCAAUCCCGGCCCCGGCCCCGGCGGCCCCGCUGGUGUACCGUACAGGCACGGCCCCCACCCCCCACACGGCCCCCACCCUCCGCCCCAGCAGCAGCAGCCGCCGCCGCAGGGGCCGCCCCCAGGCCCCGGCCCCCACCACCAGGCGCAGCAGGCGGGCUCGCAGCAGCAGGGACCGCCGCAGCAGCAGCAGCAGGCGGGCGCGGCCCAGUGGGGCGGGCACGGCCCCCAGAAGGCCCAGCAACAGCAGCAGGGCGGCGGGGGAGGCGGGCCGCAGUACCAAGUGAGGUACCCCGGCCCCCAGCCCCCAGUGGUCUCCCAGGCCCCGGCCUCCUACCCGCUGCCCCCCUUCCACCACCACCAGACGUACAGCGGAGGGGGCGGAGGCGGUCACGGGGCGGCAGUGUCACCCAUCACCACGCCCACGACAGUCGGUGCCCAUGGAGGGGGCGGUGGCGGCGGCGGCGGCGGGGGAGGGAGCGGAGGUGGCGGCGGGGGUGGAGGGGGAGGGGGCGCUGGAAGUUACUCAGCCGCCUCCCCUUCGCCCCACUCGAGCUACGGGGAACAGCUCUCCCGCACCAACCUCUACAUACGCGGCCUUAGUCCUGAGACCACCGACAAGGACCUGGUAGAGAUGUGCAAGAAGUACGGCAACAUCAUAUCAACAAAAGCCAUCUUAGACAAGAACACAAACAAAUGUAAAGGGUACGGGUUUGUGGACUUUGAGUUGCCAGCUGCUGCCGACAAGGCGGUGAAGGGGCUGCAGGCCUCCAACAUCCAGGCACAGAUGGCCAAGCAGCAGGAGCAGGACCCCACCAACCUGUACAUCGCCAACCUCCCACCCCACAUGAACGAGGCUGAGUUGGAGCAGCUCUUAGCACAGCACGGGCAAGUCAUCUCCACACGGAUCCUCAGAGACAACAAUGUGCAGUCCAGAGGCGUCGGUUUUGCCAGAAUGGAGUCUCGGGAGAAGUGUGAGCACAUUAUUCAGAUAUUUAACAAAAAGGUGCUGCGAGGAGCCAAGGAAGCUCUACUUGUCAAAUUUGCUGACUCUGGAAACAAGAAGCGAAACCAGUAUAAGCCAAAGGACCAGAGCAACUGGGAUAGACCUGAACCCAUACAAGUGUAUGACCAGCAGCCUCUUCUCACUCCCAAUGGAACCCUAAUGCCCUCAGUGACCCAAGGACCAUUCCGGCAGUACCCCCCGUCCCAGGUGCCCCCCUACCCCCUGCAGCCCUUCUACAUCAUGCAGCCCCCGGCCCUCCAACAUAUGGAUGUUCCUUCGCCUCAUUCUGUCAUGGGCCUGCUUCCCCGGCAGAUAAUACAGUCGAUGGACACCAGCCAGAUGCCCUACUCGCAGACCACAGUCAUCCCAGCACUGACCACACACAUGCAGCAGCUCCACCUCACUCCUGGCUCUCAAGGAGGAUAUCUGCCGGGUGGGACAUAUCCCGGCUCUCCCUAUCCCCCCAUGAUGCAACACAUGGCCAUGAUUGAUGAGGCUACUGCGCACUCCCCUGACGAGUAUCAACCCUACCCCACCACCCCCGGCCCAGUCCCAUGCCAGCAGCAGCCCAAGUAACACUGUGUGGACCUAGGUCACCUCGUUAACCACUGUCUUGUCCUUCUGAAGUGGGGAAGCCCCAGUCAAGAAUCACGGUGUUCAGGCUCUGUGGGCCACAGUCUCAUGUCAGUACGAUAGAACUAACUCAACAUUACAGCAGGGACUGUGCUUGAAAAAUUGCAAUCCAUUGUUCAUAUGUGUCUUGUCCUUGUAUAUCAAUCAGCUAGAAAGUGCAUUGUAAAAAAGAUUAGGCCUCCAUCCUCCCAUUAUCUCGUCAAGAGAACUACAAGAAUUCCUUAGCAUGAGUGCUGGCAACACUGUGGUCUGAGCACCCUAGACUACUAAAGUCAGGACUGCCAGGAGAAAGUAGCCAGGCAGCCCCAUGUGCUGAGGCUGCCUUGGGCUUCCUACUGCUCCCAGCCAGCCAGUCGCAAAAUGCAAGAAAAGUUUCCCUCGCCCAGGCAGGUGGGUUGGUCCUGCGUCCAGGCAGUGUGGGACCUGUGAUUCAGUUAGACACAAGUGUAGAAUGACUAGCAUAGAGAGUUUCUUUAAGUAAGCAAGUGCAACCAUAUGGGUCAAUGAAAAAAAUAUAUCAUUUCCCAAGUUUUUGUUGAUUAACGAAAGAUAUCAGAAUCAUCCCUUCAGUUAGCAAGAAGAAAUUUUUAAGACCUCUUGAACCUUGUGAUCUACUUCUACAUCCUGACUUGUUAGUAGUUUCUGUAACUCAGUGCUGUCCAUGAAACAUCUCACCUUUGAUGCUUAUAUUUAUUUGGUCUUGAGUAAACCCUCCCAGAGCUGCCUAAAUGAGUGUCAUGAAUGAAGACGGGCCUCUUCAUUAUGUAUAUGUAUCUGUAUACAAUCAGUUUUCUUUACUUUACAAUUGCUAGAAGUUUUAGCUGAUCUUUCUCUUGGGUUAGAUGACUGGUCUUUGUCCCCCAGAGCCUAUUUUUCACACAGUUGACCAAGCAUGGUCUUACAUAGUCCUCGGCUGCCUUCCAAACCAUUAAGAAGUAGACAAGGACAAAAGUAGAAGUUGAUGUCAGUUGUUAAUUGGAGGCAACUCACAGUGAGCCUCCGACCAGAGUGGAGGCUAUGGCCUGCCGGGGAGGCGGGCGGCCAGCCUGCCUUGCCCUGCAGUCGCUCACAACCGCAAAGUCACCCAGUAUAGUUAAGUAGGAAAUGAAAAAUAUUACUUCCAUUCAGUCAUAUUCCUUAUAAGUAUUUUGCCAAGUAUACAUAAGGUAUAUAAAUUAUUGUUUAUACUGCAAUUAGCAAAGGGAAAAUUAAUAUAAAUCUAUUCAGCAAUUUUUACAUUGAAAGCACUUGUACAUAUAAUUUCCAGUACAUAAAUUAGAAACAAAUAAUUUAUUUUCUGAUACAGUUAAAUAGAAGGAAGAGUUAAACCCUACCACUACUACUACCUUGGCAACAUUUUCUCAAACACUUAAACUUAUCAUAUGGAAGGAUUUCCAAUUCUUCAUCAAUGCAAAUCUGGCUCCAUGGUAGGUAUGCUUGCUGUUUGAGUGGCUACCUGAAAACUGUGGUUCUACCCUGCUAAACAAUAGCUUCCCUUUUUCUUUGAGAGAGAGAAGAGGAAUGUUAACAAGAUGGUAUUCAGAAAAUGUAGAAUCAGUUUUCCUGUAUCAGCCCGAGAACUGCACACACAAACCAUGCUGGUGUGUUGUCGCAUCACUGUGCAGCAUUGGCCCUUCACUACACUGAUAGUUUAUGUGGCUCCCCAAAUGUGUCUUAGCCUGUUUACUUCAUUAAUACAGGUUUUUCUUCGUUCUCUCUCCCUUUUCUUAUUAUGCCCUGUUCAGUCCUUACCCUUUCACUUUUUUGUGUUCGUCUCAAUCACAUAUUCCUCGCACCUCACACUAUAAUGUCUUAUUUCUACCACCAGUACAGGCUGCUGCAAUGUAGCGACAGAGGUUGGGUCAGUAAUACAGGGGAGAACAUGUGACCUUACCUCACACCUAGUACACUUACACUGAGGGGAUGUAGGUGUUGUGCAGACUCCUCUUGUGAGCCACCCAAAGUAAAACUUAAGCUGAACAGUGCCACUCACACCCCCAACACUUCCCUCAACCCCAUUCACCCAGCAGCAGCAGGCACCGUGGUGAUGCAGGGCAGCAGUUUGGUUUCUGGUGCUAGUCUCGGGCAGGUCAGUUGAUGGUGGCAGGACUGUUCCUCACAUUACUUACAUUCCACUGUGUAUUUCCUUCUUUGAUCAAUCCCAUUUAGCAACUCUUAAUUUAUCUCUAUAUUUUUUUCCUGGCUGCUGUUUAUAGGGCAGUUUUGCAUUUUCAUUCUUUUUAAUAACUAAAAGAAAUAUUGAAUAGAGUAAAGUGAUAGUUUAUUUUUUAAAAAGUGUCAAGAAAGAAAACAUAUUUCCAGUUUUAGAUAUGUGCCUUUCUUCAGAGACAUAAAUUCAUACAGGGACUCCCAGUAGUUGAAAUCCAUGCCAAAAUCUUCUAGUGGAUUCCAAAGUAAUUUCAUUAUAAUGGGUAAUAGAGGUUUUGCCGGUGCAGCCUGUGUCCCGCCCCUGUGUUGCCCGGGCCGGCCGCCCCUGCAGUGUUUCCUUGUGUGGAAGUAGAUGUCAAGCUGAGCAAUCCCUAUUGAUUUGAAGUUCUGUGGAAGAAUGUUGUUGAGUGCCUGUUGACUGAUUUUAUUUUAAUUUAGGAGGAAAUGUAUGGAUAGAGAUUUAUUUUUACUUUUAAGUAGGGAGAAGAUGAAUAUCAAACAAAAUGCAAUUGUGAUACUUAUAGAACAUUUGAAUGUAAAUAGUUAACUAACCCAUCCAGGGCCUCGGCACAGCUGGCCGGGUGAUGGUCCAUUUGGUGGUGGUGGUGGUGGUGGUGGUGGUGAUGAUGAUGAUGAUGGUGGUGGUGGUGGUGGUGAUGAUGAUGGUGGUGGUGGCAGUGGUAGCAGCCAGUAGUGGGUGAUGCACCAACACCAGGGUUGUUUCCUCCUUGGAUGUGGCUCCAGGCUGAUGGAUAUUCAGGAUGAAUUAGUUGUCAGUUAUUGCAAUAUAAAUUUCAAGAGAAGGCACAUGCUCAAUUCUACAGAUUGAUUAUAAGAGUUUUAACAUUAUUUAUAUGAUAAUUUAAAGUGCAUAAUGAGUAUUUUGUGUUGCAUGAUUUGUAUGCAGUAGUAGAUUUAUUAUUCAUAUUGAUUCAAUUGGCUAUAUAUAUAUAUAUAUAUAUAUAUAUAUAUAUAUAUAUAUAUAUAUAUAUAUAUAUAUAUAUAUAUAUAUAUAUAUAUAUAUAUAUAUAUAUAUAUAUUUGUAUGUACACAUACAUACAUAUAUAAACAAAGAUAAAGAACUAUUGGUAAAUAUUUUAAUUGAGAAAUUUCUAUAUAGUUAUCAGAGUUUGUUGAAUGAUGUGGUAUUCUGUCUUCCUGUGUUGAGGCCAGUGUGUGCUGCUGAAGGUUUUACAGUAAAGAGUUAUAUUUUAUCACAUCAUGGGUGUUUGUAUCAUUAGUUAUGAAAACUUGUAACAAAAUUGAAAGUUAAUUAUUUUAUAUCAAAGUAAAGUUUUGUUUGACCAUCCUGAGUUGUGUAUGUGUGUGUAUGGGUGAGACUGUGUUCCAGUGAGUGUACAAUUUUGUUUUAUAUUAAAUUAAAGUCUCUGGUGGAAUAUAUGAAAUGAGGACAGAACAGGAGCAGACACAGUUGGUCUCAGUGAUGGAUGACAGCCAGCAAGUGGAGGCACCCGCACCUCAGGAGCGAGAGGUGAAGCUCAAGCAGUGAAGGCUGUGCCGGGCAGCUGGACUGGUGGAGUGUUGACACGUUCCUAAUGUCUCGUGCUACACCGCAGCAGCCACACUCACAGCAGCCCACCCCACCCACACAUAGGUAUUACUGGCUGUUGAGUUCUCCUCCUCUGGGCAGCCAGCAAGACAGGAUUUCUAUGGAAGCUUUAAGUGGUGGGGGAAAACAUGAGACUGAAAAUGAAGGAUCUAUUCUAAUGAUUAGUGCUUAGUCUGAUCAGUGUGACAAGGACUCUUGCUAGUGCUGUAAAGUAACAGGUGGAGUGACUAGUGUACUGUACAGCUAGAUGAUGUUAUAAAUAACCUAUUGAGACUGUUGAAAGAAUAUAGGUUUAUUUUGAUAACAAGGCUUAUUUUAAUAAGAACUACAUAUACCUGACACACCAGCAUGUACAUAAGUGUCAAAUGAAACAAAUGUGUACAUUUCAAAUGAUUGCUAGAUUUUUUUUAAGUGUCAUCACAGAAAUUGACUAAGAAGGCACAGUUGUACAUAGCAUCUUCAUUACCUGUAAAAUGAAGACAGUGUGCAUCAGGACAACACAGCCAACUUGUUGAGGCCAGGACGAGAGGCUGGGCGGCUGAGCUGCCCCCGGCACUGCCACACCCACCCAGAGUCUCAAUACUUGAGGGAAGUGACUCACAUGCUUAGUUUAGGGCCUGAAGAUAGUGUAGCAGCCACAGGAGUUCCAGUGUCGGCCUGGGCCGCACUGUGUUCUGUGACUGCUGUGGCCGCAACACUUUACCUAGAGUUAAGGCACUUCCAAAGUUAAGAAAAUGCAAAAAAGAUGUGUUAUUCAAAAUCUGUGGCGUUGUGUUUUGUGAAAGUUUCUCUUCUUUUUCUUUAUUUUCAGUACACUUUCUUCACUGUGAAUUUUGUGCAAACGAAUCUAGAUUUAAGAAUUGUAGGGAAGAAGUAGUGUUAAGGAAAGCCUUAGUUGUAAGUGUUAACAAUAGACCUUUUCUGAACAGCUGAUCUAGGCCAAAGGUGAGCAGGCUGGUCAUGACCAUACACACCUUCAAUGGUACACUGAGUUUUGCCGGUGGUGGUGGAGGCGCACAGCACAGCAGCCCAGCCCGGCCUGCUCACCCUGCGCCCGUGAACAGCUGCUCAGCCGCAUCUCCCAGGGCUAUUGAAUAAGGUUAAUCUUUCAAAAAAUGUGAUUUUUUGCAAAUUGUAUAAGAGAGAAAUCCAAGUUGUAGAAAAAUGAAUGUGCCCAUUCCAAACGUCUUCCCUGUGCUCCGGAGGGGAUGAGUAUGGAGACCCCAGUAGUGUCCCCAGCGCCUCCCUGUUGCCCCGCACCCUCCUCCCCUCCCCCAGCCAGGCUCAGUCACUGACACAUCUUCAGGUGGGAUUUUGUUUUCCUUUUCCAGUUUUAGAAGUGAUAGAAUUCAAGCCUGCUAGAAAUCUUGAUUAUAACAUUUGAGUUUCAGCAGAUUAUCAGAUCUUUUGUUGAAAUCAGUGGAGUGAGCACAGGAUACGAGGAGUGUGCAUGUGAGGCUGCCUGUGUGUGUGACCCGUUUGAGGGGAAGGGGAAGGGGAACUUGCGAGGACUUGAUGGGUUGAAUACCUUAUUUCUGUUAAGCUGAUUAGUUUGUUAACCAAAGUAUUGUUGAUAUCACCAAAGUCAUAUUUUAUUACAACUUUAUUAGUAGAAAGUUAACAGAUGCAUCCUAAAUUGCUAUUAGCCAAGUUCUAGGGGCUAGAAUGAGUGACCCCAACCUCAGCCAGCGCCAAACACCACCAGUACAAACCAACAUUGGAUCAAUAGCUUGCUCAGCCAUCACUCAACAUUUUUUUGGUGAAAGAUUUGAAGAUUAGACCAGUUUUUAUUCAUGUAGCUGGACUAAUUUUGUUCAUUGCAUUGCCAAUAUGAACAUGUAUGUAUACUUGCAGUAAAUAGUAUGAACCACAUCAUAAGGGAGGCAUCACAACAGUCUUGUCUAGCUGCUUCAUCUGGUGGCUCAUUGUCACUGCAGCAGCCCCUGCCAUGGGUGUGAGCAAGCUUUAUGAAGUACUUGCUCCUAUAUUCCAUGGUUAUGUGGGAGGUUGGCAGCUGAGUUUGUUGAAUCAUAAAAUUGCCAGAUUGGGCACUAGUGUCAGAGCGAGAUGUAUGCCAAUUAGAGCUCACAUUAAGGCUGGUAUGUAAUAGGUUCCAGUGUCUAUACUCAGAGGUGACUCCCACCCCAGUCUUCUCCAUCCCUAUCACGUGGCCACCUAGCAGUGAGCACGUUAGCGAUCGGAGUGAAGCUUCAUAUCGCAUUGAGCCUGGAUAAAAGAAAGUCCAAUGAGAGCUAUUUUUGUAUCCCCAACCCCACAGAUCCCUCCCACCCCAGCACCCUCAGAUUUCAAGCAAUAUUAUAGUCAACCAAAGGUCUUGAGGAAUACGUAAAAAGGUGCAUGUAUGAAGACGUAGGUUGGGACAACUGCUGGUGCUGUAGAACACUUAGGUUGGCUCCUGUUCCCAGAUAGGAUGAGUUGUAUUGAUAAUUGAUUUCUGAAUAUGCUCAUCAUAGAGAGAAAGAGAGAGAAGGGCAAUGCACUCCCACGAUCCAGGGCCAAACAGAUAGAUUUGUUAAAACUCCAUAUGAUAGCAAAACCUUAAUACAAGGAAAAGUAUUCCAGAGCUCUGCCACACAACAUCGGUUUUUGUGACUUAAUAGUUAAAGAAGACCUAUACCAGCAUCACAGAAUGUAAGGUAAUUGCAUACGUGCAUGUAGUUACCCAAUGAACUCGAGUUGGCAGGCAAGAUCAUGUUCUCUUAAAGCAUUAUCAUAAUGGAGCAGAAUGUUGGCUCAGCCAUGUGAAAAGUGAGCAGCAUGGGUGGGGAUAAGGUGAGUGCCACAACCAGCCAGGGCCCUGUAGAAGCUUCAUAAUAGUUGGGCAGGGGACUAGCCUGACAAACUCCAAGGGACUUAUUUAGCAGGACUGUACAGGUCUUUUGCUGGGACAUUACCAACUCAGGUGACUAGUGUAAGAUACAUCGCCUUACGCCCUGGCUGUGUGGUGGCACUAGACCUGCACCCUCUCCCCCUAUCUGCCUCUUUAUUUCCAUUAGACUAGCCUUUUCUUCAGCCACAAGUUUUAUUUACUCUUUGCUGUUCCCUGUUUUGCCCUGCCUUUUUUCUCCUAGUCUCACCCACCUUGAAUUAACUUGCAUUUCCUAACUUCUACAAUCAUUGCUAGAUUAAUUAUAUAAAUAUUUUUUAGCUUUGAAAGUCUAUCCCAUGCCUGCUAUCUUAUAUUUCUGCUCUCUCUAUAUUUCUUCCAUUACUCUUCACUUUUCUUUACUUCUUUGCCCAUGUUCUCCCUCCCUGCACUAGCCAGCAUCGAUUCGUCCUCAAGGAAUCAGAAAAGAAACUAGAGAUGAAGAAAAUAUGAGACACGGUAACUGACCCAUUGCAAGAUAUGAGAUAAAUUUAUUACAUCUUCCUCACAUUAGUUCUCUAGCCACUGAAACAAAUGGCAUUGGGCGGUUUCCACAUCUCAGCUCCCGUGAGUCUGGCUUUUCUUUUUUUUUUUUUUUUUUUUUUUUUUCAAAGUAAUAGGCCAAUUUCAAAGCUUUAAAAGGGGGACGUGACUUCGUAGGGUACGAUGACCCACAACUGUUCAAUGGUUUUAUCCUGAGUUUGAGCUUGACUUUGAUACUGCAACAAUCAUGAUGCCUUGAAUGUGGAGGUCUUCAGUCUGUAUCUUGGUUGAAGAUUCUAAAUUGUUUUCUUUUACGUGGCACUUUUUCGUCAUUGUUAUUUUUCAUGGAUUUUAUUAUCAGGUACAGACAAACCAUUAUACAGGAGCAGCGUUACACAUCAAUUGCAUUCCUAGAAAAUACAUGAUACAUCUGAAACAUGCACUUCUCUCAUUGAGUGAGUUACAGCUAGGUUUCCGCAGAACAGCAUCAGCAAUCUUUACUUGUAAUCAAAUAAGACAUAUUUAGUCUUAAAUUUUUGAAUUGGCUUUUACAAGUGACUGCCUGUAUGUAUAUGUGUGCAGGCCAGUCUUUUAUCUUUUUUUUUCUGUUACAUCUAGUCCUUACAGUGAACUUUUCAAGGCGAACUCUGAUAUACUGCGCUGGACAUGGUCUUUAGUCCUCCUAACAUACCCUCAUGGGAAAGGAAGUGACCAUUGGAAAAGGGGAGACACAGAGAGAAGGAGAGACUGCGUGUGCUUGUAGCUCACCAUGAGAGAGGUACAGCCUCACUCAUCACACAGUAUUUAUAAAGCCCAUUGCUGACCCUGUACAUAGGAUUGACAUAACUUUAUUUUGUCUUAAUUUAUACACAAGAUUUUAAUUUUGCUGACCGGAAUGACUGGAGUUGUGGUUAAUAGGGGCGAAGUUUGUGAAUGGCAAAUGAAACCACUGGUAACAUAUGCAAGACGUGACGCAACACUUUUCCUUUAUUGUCACGGAUGAGUGGAAUGGCAUGAAAUAUUAUAAAUAGUGAUUCUUCAAUGUGAAGUUAAUAUUGUUGACAGAGGAAAGGACUAAAUAAAGAUUUUAUGUUUAA